AUGAACCCCAAGCCAUACAACCACCAGCAACAGCAACAGCAACAGCAACUCCUGCUUCAACAGCAACAGCAGCAACAGAGGAACUUCGAGCAGCAGCAACAACAGCAACAGCAACAGCAGCAGCAGCAGCAGCCUCAACACCAGGCUUUCACUACUUCCGUCGUAACCGCUCAGGCUCUAGCAGCAGCCGCCGCUGCCUCCAGCCGUUCUUCAACUCCAGGCCCGCCCCAAACUCUCCCGAACCACCAUCAGAACUCCCCAUCCCAGCACAACCACGCCCACCACUACUCGCCCAUUCCCGCCGCUGCGCUUCUCGAUACCCUAAACUCCCCACGACGCGCACAGCAACCGACGGAUGUAGCUGGAGUAGACGCCGCAACGUACGCAGCCGUGGAGGCUGCGGCGGCGAGUUUAAGGAAUGCGAUUGCUGCUGGGCAUCCCUCGUUUGCAAUGACCAAUGCGCACCAGCAGGGGCAGCAGGCCGGACAUCCGCCGCGGAGUCAGCAGGUCAGGCAACAGCAGCAGCACAUUGUGUCGGCAUUACCGCCGCCGCCGCCUGCCGGUGUGAAUGGAGUUGCCAAUGUGCAGAGGGGGAUACAGCAGCAGCAACAGCAGCAGGGGGCGGCAGUAUAUAAUGGCUUUGCGACACCUAGCAGCAUGCCGGCAAUAUCUGCACCCGCCGUCCCGAUCUUCUCCUCCCAACACCCAAACGUCGUACCUCCAUCGGAAGCCUCCUCCGCCGAUCCAACCGUCAUGCCACUCCCCACCGACCCAGCACCCAUCAGCGCACCCUCCGACUCCACCGACGCCAAACCUACAACAACAAGAACACAAAAAGACCGCCGCGAAGAACUCUCCAAUGAGGUCCGCUGGCAAAUAAUUGGCGCCCACAAAGCAGGCGUCAGCAUCCACAAGAUUGCCGCCCUGUUUCGGGUGGCCAGAAGUACGGUCUCGGCGACGAUCAAGCGGUAUAAGGAAAGUGGGAGUCCAGUUCCACCGAAACGGUCGGGCAGGCCGCCGGCGGCUGCGAAAUUGGCGGCGAUGAAGGCCAAGAGGGGCAAGAGCGAGGCACCGGAGGAGGAGGAGGGUGAGGGCGAGGGUGAGGGCGACGGUGAAGGCGACGGUGUAGGGGAGAAUGAUGGGGGGGAUGCAAAUGUGGAAAUGGUGGUGGAGACUAUUGAGGCUCCUGAUGGGAAUCCUGAGGGUGAGCCUGAUGAAGGUUGA
Molecule: messenger RNA, 1224 nt
Organism: Fimicolochytrium jonesii
Lineage: Eukaryota; Fungi; Chytridiomycota; Chytridiomycetes; Spizellomycetales; Powellomycetaceae
Exons: 1
Coding region: 1-1224 (407 amino acids)
Source: RefSeq, a predicted model, not a curated record